UUUAUACUGGAAAAAUGGGGGAAGUUAAAAUACUAAGGGAGAAACAGGAUGCUGAGCACCCUUUUUGUUGCUUUUUGCAUUGUUUUUCCUACAAAAUGGAAAUGUCUGCUCUUUUUUCCUCACUAUGCCCAGCAGCAGGUGCAACAGGUGCUGGCAGAGCUGACUGACAGCAAGAAUAAACUGACCUGUGACAAAGGAAAACUUCAGGUACCUCUCAGCAUCCUAUCUGUCAGCUCAAAAGGAAGACUCAUUUUUUUAUGUUCAUCUACGAUAAGGUUGUUUAACCUUAGCUCUUCAGUACUUAAUUUGGAGGGAAGUCCUUAUUUAUCUUCUCUACUUAAUUUAUUUGUGUAGUGUCAAGCACGUAUAUUAAGAGAGUUCUGUAUCAAAAUCAUCUUCAAUCCUGCUCAUACUGCCUUUGGGUCACAAGAUGCUGUAUGAUGUUGCUUCUCUAGGAUUUGUGGUAAGUUGCUUAAUGUGUGAAAAUAGUAGAAUGGCUAAGAACCACCAGGGGGCAUUAAAACAUAAUAUAUGGGUAGAAAAUUGGUUGAAAGAUUAGAAACAUGGAAAACUUUAUAGAAAAUGCAAAUUAAUAAGGAGGGAGGCAAACCAUGGUGCUAAGCAAAAAUAAACAGCAUAUGUAAGCUUUCUUAAGCAGAAGUUAGCUAGACGGUAAAUGAGGUGCUGAAAGUAAAGCUUUUGCUUCAAUGUGACCUAUGUCAUAGGAUUUGGGACAGUGGUGCAAAGAUUCUUGAGUUUCUUUUGAAAACAGCACAGAAUGUGUAGUGAUUAUUAGAGAGCAAGAAAGCUGCAUUUUAUGCAAUAGUCUGAGGUCUGAUAGUGGUGACAGAAGGAAGUGAGCAAGACAUCAUACUUGGAUUAAAACAAGGUGAAUUCUAAUCUGGAGUUAUUUCUAUUGAAGGGUAAGUUAAAAGCUAUUCACUCACUGCUUCUCCUGCUAUGGGACUCAGGGAAAAGAAAACGUUUGCUCUGGGCAGAGAGACAUUGUCACAUCACUCUGCUUCUGUGUUCCAGAUAAGAGAAUGCUUUUCCAUUUCUGCACUAAAAGAAAGCUGAGCUAUUUUGCCACAUCUUUUUUCUUAAGACUGAAGUGCAGAAGCUGGAGGAAGACCUGUAGAUGCACGUUUAGAUAAUAGUGAGCUUUGCAAGUGCAUUGCAUAGAGACCACAUACGCUCUGCUGAAACUGAACUUUGAGAACUUGUUACCCCUCAGAAUUAGGGUCAGCCUAGCUAAUGCUUAGAUAGCCAUUAGAAAUCAGAUUCAACCCACUUUUUCCUGAAGAACAGAGUAUAUGUUUAAUGUUAACCGUAGCAUUCUAGUCUGCAGCUCGGAACAGAACCCAAUUUCAUCAAAACAAACAUGAGAACUAUGGAAGCUCAGCUGAACAGAGCUGUUUUUCAUGCAAGUUGAUUGCAUGUAUUCAGGCUAGAAAACACACAGUUUACAGGAUUAUAAAGGUAGUCCUCAGGAUUUAUUAUUAUUUUGCAGUAAGAGAACAAAUAGCUGCAGAUAAUGCUUGUCUAGCUAUAUUGCUGGGAGGCAGGCAGUUAUUCUGCUUCAGUCUGUUCGCUCAGUCUUAGAGAGAAGUACAGGGAAGAGGUGUUUUAUCCUGGGCAAUGAACCCAAGCUUGUAGGUAUAAGACUGUGAAAUGGACUCUGCUCUGUCAUGAGUUUGCUGUUCUAAGCUGUAAGUUCAAGUAACUGCAUUGAGACUUCUGUUCACAAGCAAGAAUGAACUCGUAACAGUGAAUGCUCUUUACAGACUUCCCUUGCUUCUUGGAUACCAAAGCAAUCUUGUAAUCAUUUUGAGUUGGAAAGCUAAAGAGGCAAAAGUGACAAACUGUUAAUCAUAACCAUAAUCCUCAUCGAUCUAGAAAUUAUACAGAAGAUGUAACCAUGUUUAGGAGACUUCCCUGGAAAACGGGAGGUCCUAUUUCUGCCUUCUGUUUCCAGAAAGCAAAAUGAAUCAAAGUUUCUUUUGUACUUUAUUCUCCAUCAUAGUGGAUGGUUCAUCAGGUUUUCAAAGGCAAUUGGAUAUUAUGUUGAUGAUUAGAAUCCAUGACCUGAAUGCUUUCAGCUUUUGGGAAAGUUGAAACACUCAGUUCCAUUGGUUUGUGGGUAUAGAGAACUAGCUGUAGAAAGGUCUCACAGUAGGAGCAGACCAGAGGGGUGCUCAGAACCAGGGGACUGCGCUGGCUCUGCAAAGCUGUGACAACAGCUGACAUCAUAGACUUCUAAUGAAGUUCCAGUCAGCACUGUGUCUCACUGCUGCCGAGAUACAGAGGGAAGUCACGUGACUUUGGAUAACGUGCUGUGGAAUGUAUCACAGAAGAGAGCUUAAAUAUCUUCCUGAAGUACUGCAGAUUUAGGAAUAAGAUGUAGCAUCUACUUCUGCUCCAUUGAAGAGAUGUUUUGGAGAGUAUUUUUUCAAUUUCUGUUUUUGGUACUCACAUCUUCACUACCUCCAAGGGCUGCCUGGUUUUGUGGUAGGAAUGGCAACAAAAAGAAGAAAAUCCCCAGCAAGGUCUUGGCAACAGAAGUCUCCUGAUCGUAAUGCUAGGUCAGCUGCAGGCUCAAGAGAAGGAACUGUGAAAUCUGAUGUACGUGCUUCUGCUCACCGCUCUACUUUACACCGAGUUCAUUUUGAACAAGUUGAACAUUCAAGAAACUCUCUGUCUGAAUGUGGAGAUUGUCCUAGGGUCAGUCAGAGGAUUCUGUUAAAUGCUAUAAAGAAUAUGGGAGAAAAAUUGGAGAAUAUAAUAGACAUUCUCACUCCAAGAUCGUUGAAAACAGGAUGGUCUACUGGAAUUAAUGAAGGAGACUUCAAUGUGAUGGCAGACCUGCAGCACCAGCUGGACGCAGGAAAGGAUGAUAACAGUAAGGCGACAGCCAUGCUAGAGCAUGUGUUAGCUUCUCAUAACAAGAUGCAAGCAGCUCUGGCUGUGGUACAAACUGAGCUGGGACACAAAGACACUGAAAUCAGCAACCUCAGAAAAGACAAGAGCCAGGCUCAACAGAAAAUACAGAGGCUAGAAACAGAAUUGGAACAUUGCCGAGCCAAACUGGUUGCCAUCGGAAGGCAGCACAGCAGCCAGGUGGAACCACUUUGUAAGACACUAGAAAGUGCUAGAACAGACAACAAGGAACUUGUUCUUCAUUUGGAAGAAGUUCUGCAGGUCAAUAAUACCCUGCAGAGCAAGCUGGUCCAAACUCAAUAUGAACUGAAAAGUAAAGAAACUGAGCACCAACAGCUGAUAGUCUGCAGGGAACAGUUAAUGGAAAAAGCCAAGACUGAGGAAAAGAUGUAUGCUGAACAGUUAGAGUCUUUGAAGAAGCAGUUUCAAACUGAACAAGAGGCUUCCAGGAAAGCUGCCUGUCAAGAAUCUGCUGAGGUAAAGAAAUCCCUUGAAGAAUCCUCCUCCAAAUUGGCUGAAGUUUCCCGUGCUAACAGGGAGCUGCGGCAGAAAUUAAUAGAGCUGGAAAAGUCUUUGUCCAGUUACAAGGAAAAGCUAAGAAGCCAAAGAGCUCAAAUCAGACGAUGCCUGACAUAUAAAGCUAACACAGAAAGGGUAAAGGAGGCUGAAUCUGAACUGAGGAAAAUGGAAGCAAUGAAGGAGGAGUAUCAGAAGAAGAAUUAUGAACAAUCACAGGACAUCCAGAAAUUUGUGUCAGAGUUGAAAAGUGUGCAGAGCAAGAUGCAAGUGUUGUUGAAAAACCAACAUGAAAUGCAAGUGCAGAACAGGCAGCUGGAGGCCCAGGUGGAAGCAGAGAGAAGACAAAGGCAACAGCUGGAAAACGAAUGUCAGAAACUGGAAAAAACAGUCAAACAUCUGAAGAAAUAUAAAGUGGAGACAGAACAGAAACUGAAGGAAGCCAGCAUAGAGUCAGAACAGAUCACAACUAGCCUAGAAGCAGCUCACCGUUGGUUCAAAUCUAAGUUUGACAGCCUGCAGCCUGAAGUUGUGAAAAACCACCAGCCAAAGAACCCUGAAGAGAGCAGCUCUAAAAAGGAGGCAAAGAAAGCAAGCACAUUCAUUUCAAAGAGGGAAGCAAAGAAAAUAGGAGCAAAAGCAAGAAGAGCUUCCCACUCACACCUCCCUGGACAGCAGGGCAAGGACCCAAGGCCUCCAGCUCACCACCAGGAAGGCCCACGUGAGCUGGGCAGGAAAUGAGCUCACUUGACUGGUGAUUCCCAGCCCAGGGAGAGCUUCGCUUGCUGCCAGGACACUACCUGCUAGUACCCAGGUGCUGGAAGGAUCGGGAACUUUACUUGAUCUGAUAUAGAUAGGUCUGUAUCACUAACAAGGCCUUGCAAAUUAAAGGUGCUCACGGGGCACACAUAUAUAGGGGACAUAGGAAUGCUUGUUUAAAUCAUAAACUCUGAUUUGAAUUAAGUAAUACCUCUCACCUUGUCUUUUUGACUCAGGUGCUUUGCAUUGUGAGGCUGGUAUUUACAAAACUACUAUUUAUAGCAAAACAAUUAUUCUUUAUCAUUACUGUAAACUAUAUGCUGUUGAUAUGCUGCAUCUUUGCUUUUGUCACUUUUCUUUUACCAGCUUUAGGCUAAGGCCUGGCAGGUGCUAUCAAAACAAAUCUCAGACUGAUUUGCAGAGGGUUCAGGUGAAUUACUGAAGACUGAGUCAUAUGUCUGUGGCUGGAUGCUGACGUGACUGCGACAGGGAGGAACUGGCAGGACUGGCUGCUGCUAAUGGUCAAUGAUACCUGGGUCAUGAGAGAAUAUAAGCCUUGGGCUAUUUUAGGAGUAUAUAAGGAAUUCAUGAAGUAUAUGAUGUUAUACCACACAUCAUCUUACCUUCGUAAGAAUUAGUGGAAUGUGUUCAAUGUGUCCUACUGUGGAACAACACACUGGGGAAAGAGUAGUUGACACAGAUGACUUACAAUAUGUUGAAGAUGAUUGUAACAUGGACAGUUUCACGCUUGUUCAACUAAGGAUCAGCUCAUCUUUGUCAUGGCUUACUCUUCCAUGUGGUUUCAAUACAAUCUAGCUUCAGUACAUGUGUUGUUGCACUCUAAUCUGCUUCAACAGAGCUGUUUGCAAACUCCUCUGUGAUCAAUGAUAUCUAUACAUGCUAUUUGCAAUACUUGUUUAGUUUAGUGGGGAGGGAAAUCCUGCAUACCUCUGGAGCCUAGGAGCAGCCUGAGGACACACUGGAAUUAGCUCAUUCUGCUCCUCCAGAAAUUUGGUCCUCAGCUAUAACUUACGUACUAGGACUCUGGACUAAUUCAUGGUGACCUGAGCCUCUCCUUGAAGCAAAUGGCUACUCUAAGGAACAAGGGGUGGCUAAGCACACUCUUAAAGCUAAUGCACACCUGAGUUUAAUAAUUAAAUUGUGCUGCUUAAAAGCGGGCCUAUACAAUAUGGCCUUAAGUUUGUCCCAGUCAAGCUGGUUCCUUCAGAAAUCAAUUAGCAUCUAUGCCACACCUGCUCCGUAAAGCUGCUUGGGUGGCUUAGCAUAACUUGUGCCUCUCUGCCUCCACAGUGCCCUCAGGCAAACAGCAGUCAAAACUGUAAUCUAGUUUUGCUUGCUAUGAACUCAAACUGUAGAGUAAUCACAGCUGAAAAACUGUCGUCUCAAAUAGCACUUACCCUUUAACACUUUUGUUUAGAUGGAAUGCUUAAGUAGGUUGCCUAACAAGGGACAAAUGAUUGUGACCUUUGCCUGUGCAAAAGGACAAAGCACAUGGCAGCUGCAUUUGUAGGAACUGCAUGUUGGCAGGGCAACAGCACCAAUCAAUCACACCUCUGUUUUCCCUCUGUGGGAGUUGUUUGACCAACAUACACUAUACUGCAAGGGCUGGUUCAUCACCACUUACUUGUUCCAGAAUCCCCUGCUCUCUCUAGGACCAUGCAUCUGCAGUUACUUUGUAUAUUGAAAUGCAGACUCUGAUUAUAUGGCUGCGGCCAUUAAACUUGGUACUUUUAUUUGCGUAGUGACAGUCUAGUCCAGGUUCAACAAAUCCUGUUGCUUCUUCUAAACCUGUUUGGGGUUUAGGGUGGAAAACAGUAAGAUACAUGGUGUAAUUGUGAAGGGAUUACUGCAUGCCAGUACCUUUCAACUUUAGCACUACCUUAACUUUUGGCUAUACCUGCUAUAGUCAAGUGAUGCAGGUCAGUGGGUCACAUGCAGAAUGAAAAAGCUGGUCCAGAUGUCCAGGAUGUGUUUUGCAUUGGUUUUUACUUCAGAGUUGCUCUAGUCUGAUCCUGCUGAGUGAAUGCUCACUAGCAACUGCAACACUUCUGGAAGCCAUCUUCUAACUUGCUUUCAUUUGAAAUGAAACUAGUUUGUCUGCUCAGAGCUUGCUCUGCAAUGUGAACCACAGCAUGGUGAGUGGCAGCUCACCCAUGUGAAACAUCACAAGUACACACUAGACAAGACUUGUUAUUUUCUUUAAACACAGUCAUUUCAAUAAAGUUGUAUUAACCUAA
Aquila chrysaetos chrysaetos is the source of this 6470-nucleotide messenger RNA. Its product is annotated as coiled-coil domain-containing protein 150-like. The transcript is spliced from 11 exons. The record is from RefSeq and is a predicted model, not a curated record. Bases 2515 to 4194 code for a protein of 559 amino acids. NCBI's taxonomy places the organism in Eukaryota, Metazoa, Chordata, Aves, Accipitriformes, Accipitridae.